Messenger RNA from Tremella mesenterica DSM 1558, 1665 nucleotides. RefSeq lists its product as uncharacterized. The record is from RefSeq and is a predicted model, not a curated record. The transcript has 8 exons. The coding region runs from base 1 to 1665 and encodes 554 amino acids. Gene Ontology annotation, molecular function: flavin adenine dinucleotide binding; NADP binding; N,N-dimethylaniline monooxygenase activity. NCBI's taxonomy places the organism in Eukaryota, Fungi, Basidiomycota, Tremellomycetes, Tremellales, Tremellaceae.
AUGAGCUUCCCAGGACACACGUCUACACUGAUCAUCGGCGGUGGUCCGGCAGGACUGGUAUCACUCAAAUACGUACUUGAAUAUGGUCCCCGGUGGGAUGAAGGAGAAGCACCGGUUCUGGUGGAGAUGGAACCUGAGAUUGGUGGUACUUUCCGAUGGAGAGGAUAUGAAAAUGCCGAGUUGGUGAGUAGCAGACAACUUACUUGUUUUUCAGAUCUCAGAUAUCCAUCAGAUACUCUUGAUCAUCCAUCUCUUGUCAACUUUGUCGAAUAUCUUGAAGCUUAUGCUCAUCAUUUCAAACUCUUCAACCAUAUUCAUCUCUCUACCAAAGUCGUCUCACUUUCCCUCACCCAUUCAUCAGACGACUAUCGUCAUUGUGCCACAGUCCUCCGCACAUCUCGUGAAUCGAAGGAAACCACAAAAUCUACAAUCUUGGCAAAAAGAGUGAUCAUAACUACUGGUCUUCACGUCACCCCUAACAUCCCUCCAAUCCCCGGUCUUACCGUUCAUCCCACAUCAAACACUCCAAAAUGGUUUCAUUCAUCCUCAUACAAAACCCCUUCUCAAACUUCCCAGAAGAAAGUCUUAGUGCUAGGCGCAGGUGAAACAGGUAUGGAUAUCACAUAUGAAUCCGUAAUAUCUCAUGGAUUAAUCACAAACCUUUUCGAAACUGCUUAUAUCCAUCCUUGGGUUUCCGCAACACGUAUCCGUUCUCAUAUUUCCGAUUUUGUCGUAAGAGGUUUACUUUGGGUAUUGACAGGUACUACGGCAGGAUGUAAUCAAUGGGCAGGUGAAUUACCUUUGGAAAAACAAGGAAGAUCUUAUGUUUUUCUAAACAAAAGUUCAAAAGCUAUGCAAUAUAUAAAUCGACCUUUUAAAAAAUUAUCUUGGAUACAUAAAUCAAUAGCUCAUUAUGUUGAUCUUCCAUCACCUGAAGGAUUAGAAGAAACAAUAGUGAAGAUAGUUCCAUUUCCAUUGAAGUUUGAUCAAGAUGGAAAAGCUAUAUUUCCUCCUCCACCAAAACAUAGAGAAAAAGAGAUUGCUUGGAAAGAAGAAUGUAAACCUGAAAUUGUGGUUUUGUGUACGGGUUAUAAACAAGAAUGGGAUUGGUUAAGUGAUGAAUAUCCUAAAGGUCCUGAAGAAUGUGAUAUUAGAGGUAUUUGUUGGAGUAAAGAUUUGACUAUUUGUUUCAUAGGUUUUCUAAGACCUGGAGUAGGUGGUAUACCACCAAUGGCGGAAAUGCAAAUUCAAUUAUUCAUUCUUUUAACACAAGGAAAAUUACCUAUUCUGAGAGGUCAAGAGAAUUAUCAUCUACUUCAUUCAUCAGAAUCUAGGAUUCAAUACGGUGUAGAUUAUUCCGCUUACAUGUCAACUUUAGCAAAAGAUAUCGGAUCAGCUCCUGGUUUGUUUGAAUUAUGGAGGGAACACGGAUGGUUUAUCACUUUUGUUUAUUGCUUUGGAGCCGCUUUCCCAACGUUUUAUCGUUUACAGGGACCUUUCAAAUCCUCUUCAGCACCUCUUAUUGUGAAAACAGAAAUAUGGGAGACUAUACGUCGUCGAGGAUUACUAGGUAAUUUGUUUAUGGGUGUUAUACCAAUGAUCUUUUAUGCUUGGUUGAACUUACUUGUUUAUCUUGCGGAGACGAUCUACAGAUUUCUUAUGUAG